UUGCCAACCGCCUACAAGAAGAAGAAAGAGCUCACGUGUGAUGUGUUUGUGUAUCCUCAGUGUUUUUCUCUCUUGAGUGUUUUAUUGAGUGUAAACAGAGUCUUGUCUCUGUGUAUUUUAGUGUUGAUGAUGGAUGUGAUGUGCUGUAAAUCAGUAGGAACUGAUCUGUCCAUGCUGGAUAUUGAUGAUUUCAUCACAGAAAUCUCUCAGCUGAAGAAAGAGGUGGCGUUACUGGAGACAAAGCUGAGGUUAAGAGGAGAUGAAGGACUGAAGAGAGAGGACUCCGAGCUCAGUCUGACUUUACUCUGUUAUACUGAGUCAAAGCCCACAGACGCUCAGGACACUACAGUGUGUGACAGUAAUCAGGGCUUACAGGAUGAGGAAUCUACUGAUCAAACCUCCACAGAGUCUCUGGAUUCUGUCUGGAACGCUGGAGAACAGCAGCAGAUCUUGCAGACCAAACUCAAGAUGUGUUCAGUCAAACUCAUCGACUGCAGGGACCUAAUGAUGAAGAUGCGAAGAGAAACCACAGAGGAAGAUCACACUGAUGAAGAUUGUUUUAUUUCUUCAGAUGAGAAGAGUGAUUCAUGUUGUGAUGAAGAAAUAACAUCGUCAACAUCCAAGGAGCGACUGACAGCACAAACUCAGGAGAAAAAACUUGAUUCAGAAGAGAACAGAGAGAAGAAGAUGAUGAUGACAAAGAAGAAGCCGUUUCACUGUCAGCAGUGUGGGAAGAAUUAUUUUGCAACAACAUCUAAUAUAAAUGCUCACAUGAGGACACACAGUGAAAAGUCUUUCCCCUGCACUGAAUGUGACAAAUAUUUCAAAACCAAAGGAAAUCUUGUACUUCAUCAAAGAAUUCACACAGGAGAAAAACCAUACGAGUGUCCUCACUGUGAGAAGAGAUUCAACCACAAACCUCAUCUGAAGAAUCAUUUGCGUUCACACACCAAUGAGAGACCGUAUCAGUGCAGUGAAUGUGGAAAAACAUUUAGGGAUUCAGGCUCUUUAAAAUCACAUCAAAAAACACACUCUGGAGAGAAAUCCUACCAAUGUUCACACUGUGAUAAACGUUUCAUUCAUAAAUCUCAUCUGAUAUGUCAUGAGAGGAUUCACACUGGAGAGAAACCUUACGUCUGCCCUCACUGUGGAAAGAGCUUUUCUGAUCCUUCUCAUUUCAGAGUUCAUAAGAAAAUUCACACUGGAGAAAAACCUCAUCACUGUAAUGUCUGUGGGAAGAAUUUUAAGCGACGUGAACAUUUAGUGGCACACCAGAUAACUCAUACAGGUGAAAAACUUUACAAAUGCUCUCAGUGUGAGAAGACGUUUGUUCGACCAGAUGUCCUGAGAAUCCAUGAGAGAGUUCACACUGGAGAGAAACCUUACCACUGCUUGAUCUGUGGAGAGAGAUUUGCCUAUUUAGGAGGUUUUUACACUCACAAGAAGAAACAUACUGACGAACAAACACUUAAAUGAACAUAGCUUUAAAUGGAAACAAGUAUUUGUUUAUGUUGUUUAAGUGAGAACAAGUCAAGUGAACUUAAGUGCAAAUAAUUUUGUGUGAAAUGAAGUGGAUGUAGUUGUGUGUUAUGCUCUCAAAAAAGCUCAUUGGCAUUGAUCCAAUCAUGGACAGUGGUUCCACAUGAUUGGCCCAUGUUUCUUAACUUGAAAUGAACAUGUAAGCUCUACUCAAUUACGUUUACUUAAAAUAAAAACCAAAUACUUAAUGUAGACACAACAUGAUUGAAUCACAUAAACCCAACAAGGUAUUUAAAUAAAAACAAAUUUGUUUAAUUCACUCAUUGGCUAACUUUUACAAGCAAUGCACACUGAUAUGAAGGUCAGAAUCAAAAGCUGAUUGUGGCAUAAAAGUGACAUGAGCAAAACACAUAAAAUAAGUAUUUGGUGUCCCAAGUGCAUAUGUGAAAUUUUAACUCAAAAUACCCCACAGAUAAUUUAUUAUAGCAUGUUCAAAUUGCAAGCAAAAAUGUGUCAUUUUUGGGUGUGUUCUUUAAAAGUCAAAUUAGCUGAUGAAAUGCAAACACUGAUCACAAUGAUGGUGGUUUGUUGAAAUUGAAACUUAAUUGUGCUGUCAAUUCUUUUUUUAUAUCUCUUUCUCUCUGCACUAAAUGGCAGUGCUGUGGUUAAGGGGCGGUAUUAAUAUAAGAAGGUCCACUUUUGACAAUUCCUUUAGCAACAUUCAAAAUAUUUUCAGCCAGUCUGUUCUUCACCUAAGCAAAUGCUGUAUGUACUCUUCCGCACAAUGGUAACCUCUUACCAUUAUCUGCAGGCAUGUGAAAAAUUUGGUUGUUCAGAUUUCACCUCUUUUGUGACAUCAGCUAAUUUGCAUUUUAAAGGACACACAUUUUUGCUCGUACCUACAAAGUGGCAAUUUUAACAUAUGCUAUAAUAAAUGAUCUGUGGGGUAUUUUAAGCUAAAACUUCACAUACUUCAAAUACAGUCAUUUACAUAUUAAAAAAGCUCACAAUAUGACCGCUUUAACAGUUUCCAGAUGAGGACAAGUGACGUCAAAUGCAUAGUGUACAAGUUAUUAAAAAUCAAUUUGUACCAUUCUAUGAAAAGUGCAUACAAAAGAUUCCUUUAAAUUAAGUAAUGAAACUUAAAGAUAACAAUUCACUCAGGAAUUAUGGUUUAAUCAGUCGAUUUUAUCAGUAUUUAUUUUCAAAACGAAUGAUCACAUUUUUGUUAGCUGUAUUUAGAGAGGCUAUUAAGAAUCCAAUCUUAUCCAGAAAGAAUUUAUUCAUUUUAGAAAACUGGCAGCCUAUGAUGCAAAGAUAUUUGCACGCAUAUUAGCGGAAAGAUUAAAGGUUUGUCUUGAGCUUAUAGUGGCAAUCAGGAUUUAUGAAAUCUUGACAUAUUUGUAGUGAAAUAAGGCUCAUUUUGAAUUUAUUACAUGGAUAAUAGUUUUGUUUUCUUUUUAAGCAUUUAAUACAAUUUAGCUCAAUUUUGAAAUGUUGGAAGCAUUAAAUUGUUUAGAUUUUUUUGUACAAGCUGUUAAACAUUAUAUUACUUUAAUAGCUCAGUUAGGAUAUCACAUGGAAUUAGGGAUGCAUAAUGAUUAAUUGCGAUUAAUCUAUAGCAAGAUAAAAGUUUUGUUUACAUCAUAUAUGUGUGUAAACUGUGUAUAAUAAUUAUGUUAAUAUGCAUGAACUAAAGUGAUGUUAAUUAGUGAUGGCAAAAUAGGGUCAUGAAGCUUCACAACAACUUAGAUAACUUAUGCCAUCUCUAUCUUGAGAGGGUGCAGGGUGGUCUUAAACUUAUCAACAGAAACUAAAUACAUUUCUUCAAGGUAUAGUUUACAGUAGGGGGACAAAAUAACCUAUCCAUCCAUUGGCCCAAUGGCGGAAACCAAUCGGCAUAAUGAUAAUGGUUUUAUAUAAUCACAUGUACACUUAGACCUAUGUAUUGUACGCAUUAGGUACCGUCUAACUGGAAUUUUGGCUGAUGCUAGCCUGAUUUCAGUCCUUACGUUAACUACAGAUACAUCGUUAUUACUUGCAGUAUCAACAUAGCAACACAGAAUAAAAUCAAACAUAACAAUUUAUUAACCUGGUAGGAAAAACUUUAUUGAGAAGCCAAUUUAUAAUCCAAUUCGAAUAUGAAACAUUCAGAUGUAAAACCAUCGCAUACCUGCUAAAACGAUAAAGAUCUGGUUACAGAUUCCUCAAAAUAAAAUGAAAUACAUGGCGCUGUGUCAAAGAUACAGCAUCAUGGGGUGAAUUUCUAUUUCUGAGUGAUGUUUGCUUAAUGUAAAACUGACUUUUGUCAGGGUUUGACACCAUAAUACUGAAACGUUUAUCACAGUGUGAACAUUGAUGGAGUUGUUCUCCAGUGUGUAGUUUUUGGUGUGAUUUUAAAAUGCUUGACUUUGUAAAGGUUUUUUCACAUUGACUGCACUGAUAUGGUCUCGCAUUGGUGUGUAAACGCAUGUGUAUCUUCAGAUAGCCUUUUUGUCUGUAUCUCUUCUCACAGUCAGGACACUCGUAUUUUUUUUCUCCUGUGUAAAUUCUUGUAUGAACAUCAAGAGUUCUUUUGGUGCUGAAGUAU
This is a messenger RNA of Paramisgurnus dabryanus, 4069 nucleotides long. Lineage: Eukaryota; Metazoa; Chordata; Actinopteri; Cypriniformes; Cobitidae. The record is from RefSeq and is a predicted model, not a curated record.